Molecule: messenger RNA, 1490 nt
Organism: Labeo rohita (rohu)
Lineage: Eukaryota; Metazoa; Chordata; Actinopteri; Cypriniformes; Cyprinidae
Gene: pef1
Product: penta-EF-hand domain containing 1
Exons: 5
Coding region: 52-864 (270 amino acids)
Biological process (GO): COPII vesicle coat assembly
Molecular function (GO): calcium ion binding
Source: RefSeq, a predicted model, not a curated record
GCCUUAUUAAAUACAUCCCAAUCGCUCCAUUUGUUGAAGAUACUACGCGGAAUGAGCUAUUCAUACGGACAGGGUUAUCCAGGACCAGGUGGUAACGCUCCCCGACACCACCCGCCUCCAGGGGCACCGUAUGGAGGUGGUCCCGCUGGUGGACAGUAUGGUUCACCUUAUGGCGGUGCCCCUCCAGGGCAACAGUAUGGUGGAGGGGCUCCGUACGGGUCUUAUGGUCAACCUGGUCCAAGAGCGCCGUACGGUGGGGGCCAAGCUCCAGGUGGCCCUUAUGGAGGCUAUGGACAACCCCAGGGAGGACCAUAUAGUCAGCAGGGACCUGCAGGUAACAUUCCCCCCGGUGUGAACCCUGAGGCCUACCAGUGGUUUUGUACAGUGGAUUCAGAUCGUAGUGGCUACAUCAAUGCCAAAGAACUGAAGCAAGCACUCAUGAAUUCCAACAACUCCGCUUUCAAUGACGAAACCUGCAUGAUGAUGCUUAAUAUGUUUGACAAGACCAAAACUGGACGUGUAGAUGUAUUCGGUUUCUCUGCACUGUGGAUGUUUCUGCAGCAGUGGAGGGCUGUAUUCCAGCAGUUUGACCGAGACCGAUCCGGAUCAAUUAACAGCAAUGAGAUGCACCAGGCUUUAUCUCAGAUGGGCUACAAUCUGAGUCCCCAGUUUAUUCAGGAGCUGGUGAAUCGUUAUUCUAUGCGCGGUGGGAAUGGGGUUCUUCAGUUGGACCGCUUCAUUCAGGUGUGCACGCAGCUUCAGAGCAUGACCCAGGCAUUCCGUGAGAAAGAUACCGCCAUGACAGGCAAUGUGAGGAUGAAUUACGAAGACUUCCUUUCGGGUGCCAUUACCAGACUUAUGUAAAGGGCUGCAUCAGUAAUUCAGAAGAUAAUCUGACUCUGAAUGUACAGCAUGACACCUUGCUCUCUCAACAGUGCCUUUCACCGCAACUUACCCUGAGUUUACCACAUUUAUCGACAAACUGUGUCCAUUAAGCAUUGCCAGAGCUAGCCAAUUAAAACACUUAUCACAAGAGACUACCAUUGUGAUAUAGUUUGUAAUGAAGUUAAUAAAGACAAAACCAAUGCCAAAACUAUUAGUUGUACAUGUGAAUAAAAUAACAUUAGCUAUGCAACAAGCACUAUUGCUUAUUAAUGGGAGCAUGUCAUAGAAGUAUGAAUACUUUUGAUUUACUUUUUAUUAUAAUGAACAUUUCUGUACUUUUUGAAUAUUAGUAGAAAUGCCUGAUUAUGAAUGCUUGAAAUGCAAAGUUAUUUAGCUUUCCCUACCCAAAGAAAUUGCGUUAUGCUUUUUGUAUGAUGAUAUUUAUGCUCGCCUAACCCACCCCCAUUGAUAUUUUUCUGCUGCUACUUUGCUUACAAUUAAACAGUUUAAUUAAAAUAAUUAUUUUUGUUGUAUUUGUUCAAUUUGAAUUAUUUUCUCAUGUAUUUGUAAUUUUUCCUUUCUUGUUUCAUUUUAAAAUAAAUGUU